GUAGGGCAGGUGUCGGGGGGGCGGCCGGGAUCGGAGGUGGCCGGGCGCAGGCCGACCUGAGUCUCUGAGAGCAGCGGGCGUGGGGCCCGGCGGCGGCCAUUCUGCGUGAACACCCCUCACGGGGGUCCGGCGGCCCCGUCCGCCUGCGCUUUAGGAAUAAAUACCUCGUCCUCUGGGCUCCGCCACAGGUAUUCACGGAAACUCUCGGCGGGUGUGGUGGAACACCUCCUCCGGGCGGGGUCCUGGCUGACUGUCCCCUAAAGGCUGGUUGCUUCUCUGUGGAGUCGGCGCUCCGAAGACUUUGACCAGAAUCCAGAGAAUGGGCCAUAGGCAUCCACCUUAAAGCUGGUGUAUAAGAAGACAUGGUUUCCACCUCACUGCCAUAAGCACAUCUAAGUUUAAGUCCUUUUUGGAUUUGUAUCUUACACCACAAUGCAGCAAGCUCUAGAACAAGCUUUGGAUCGUGCAGAGUAUAUUGUAGAAAGUGCUCGGCAGAGACCUCCUAAAAGGAAAUACCUAUCCAGUGGAAGAAAGUCUAUAUUCCAAAAGCUUUAUGACUUAUAUGUUGAAGAAUGUGAAAAAGAACCUGAGGUUAAGCAGAAAUUAAGAAGAAACGUGAACUUGUUAGAGAAGCUUGUUAUGCAAGAGACUUUGUCAUGUUUAGUGGUCAACCUAUACCCAGGAAAUGAGGGUUAUUCUCUGAUGCUCAGGGGGAAAAACGGAUCAGAUUCUGAGACCAUCAGAUUGCCUUAUGAGGAAGGGGAACUGCUUGAAUAUUUAGAUGCAGAAGAACUACCUCCUAUUUUGGUUGAUCUCCUUGAAAAAUCACAGGUUAAUAUUUUUCACUGUGGAUGUGUGAUAGCAGAAAUCCGUGACUAUAGGCAGUCCAGUAAUAUGAAGUCUCCCGGUUACCAAAGUAGGCAUAUUCUCUUACGUCCAACUAUGCAGACUUUAGUCUGUGAUGUCCAUUCUAUAACAAGUGACAACCAUAAAUGGACCCAGGAAGACAAACUUUUGCUUGAGAGCCAGCUGAUUCUAGCUACAGCAGAACCACUGUGUCUUGACCCCUCUGUGGCAGUAGCGUGUACUGCAAAUAGGUUGCUCUAUAACCGGCAAAAGAUGAACACUCGCCCAAUGAAACGGUGUUUGAAGAGGUACUCCAGGUCCUCCCUGAACCGGCAGCAGGACCUGUCUCAUUGUCCUCCUCCUCCUCAGCUGCGAUUACUUGAUUUCUUACAAAAACGGAAAGAAAGGAAAGCAGGUCAGCAUUAUGACCUCAAAAUUUCUAAAGCAGGAAAUUGUGUAGACAUGUGGAAACGGAGCCCCUGUAACUUGGCCGUGCCUUCUGAAGUAGAUGUGGAGAAAUACGCUAAAGUAGAAAAAUCCAUCAAAUCUGAUGACUCCCAACCAACAGUCUGGCCAGCUCAUGAUGUAAAAGACGAUUAUGUAUUUGAAUGUGAAGGUGGUAAUCAGUAUCAGAAAACAAAGCUGACCAUCUUACAGUCUCUUGGUGAUCCACUUUACUAUGGUAAAAUCCAGCCGUGGAAAGCAGAUGAAGAAAAUGACAGCCAAAUGUCUCCAUCCCACUCCUCCGCAGAUGAUCAUUCAAAUUGGUUUAUUAUUGGGUCAAAGACUGAUGCGGAGAGGGUAGUUAAUCAGUACCAGGAGUUGGUCCAGAAUGAAGCUAAAUGCCCAGUGAAGAUGUCACACAGCUCUAGUGGUUCUGCCAGUCUCAAUCCCGGGGAGGAGACAGAACAGUCCGAGACCGUGUCCAUCCAGUCUUCAGUUUUGGGGAAGGGAGUAAAACACCGCCCUCCGCCCAUUAAACUUCCCUCAAGCUCAGGAAAUAGUUCCUCAGGUAACUACUUUACAGCACAACAGGCAAGCAGCUUUCUUAAAUCUCCAACUCCUCCUCCAUCAUCUAAGCCAAGUCUUUCUCGGAAAUCAUCUGUGGAUCUCAAUCAAGUUAGCAUGCUUUCUCCUGCCGCCCUGUCACCUGCCAGCUCAUCACAGAGAUCUGGAACUCCUAAGCCAUCUACUCCUACACCAACCCCUUCAUCGGCCCCACACUCUCCUGAUGCUCAGAACUCAACUCCUAGUACCCCUUCAGCCACCCCAUCUCCCCAAGAUUCAGGCUUCACCCCUCAGCCCACUUUGUUAACUCAGUUUGCUCAGCAGCAAAGGGCUCUGAGCCAGGCAAUGCCUGUGACAACCAUUCCUCUUUCUACCAUGGUAACAUCUAUAACAACAGGAAGCACGGUCUCCCCGGUCAUGGCAGACUCUGCUGGGCUUAACUCCAUCAGUAUAGUGAGCUCUGCUGGUGGAGCCCAGGCUCUGCAGAGUGGCUCAAACUCCAUGCUGGGCUGUGACACUGGUGCCAUAACUCCUGCAGGAAAAAGCCUGUGCAGCAGCCUUCUGCCAUCAGGAGAUCUCUUAAGAAAUGCACCACUCAGUGCCAUGCAGGCAACUCCUCAAGCAGGGAUCCCGUUUGGCUUAAAAAAUACUUCAAGUCUCAGGCCUUUAAAUCUUCUCCAGCUUCCUGGUGGUUCACUCAUUUUCAACACCCAGCAGCAACAGCAGCAGCUGCAGCUCUCUCACUUUGUACAGCCUCAGCAGCCUACAGCUUCAAGUCCCCAGCAGCCAGAGGAGCAGUGUUCUGAACAAGGUCUAACUGCUCAAGAACAGGCCUUAACUGCUCAGCAAGCUGCUGUUAUUAACCUUGCUGGAAUAGGAGGCUUUACCCAGUCACAGGCAACUGUGUUGUCUCAGCUUGGCUCUGCUGAGAACAGACCUGAGCAAAGUCUUCCUCCGCAGACACUCCAGCCCUCCUCUGCCUUUCAGCAGCAGCACCAGCACCAGCACCAGCACCAGCAGCUACAACAGUUGCGAUUCUUGCAGCAUCAAAUGGCUAUGGCAGCAGCUGCUGCACAAACAGCCCAGCUACAUCGUCACCGGCACGCAGGCGGCCAGUCAAAGAGUAAAAUGAAGAGAGGCAUGCCAACUACUCCAAAAUUCUGAGUUACUUUUUUCUUUUUUACAAACACAAGACCACUGAAUGAAAAGAAUUCUAUUUCUACUCAUUUUCUCCCUAAGAUGCCAGUAUUUUCCAUUGAUAAUGUGCACACUUUAUACAGAAGCACACACUGUGAUUCUUAUGUGGAGAAUGUUUUCUUACAUGGUUAAAUGUUUCCCUAUACAUACCAGCUACAGAAAUAAUGUUAAGUACGAGAAAUAGCUUUCAAAAGAAUGUAAUUUGGUAUUUAUUUAGUAUAAAAAGCCUGUGCACAGUACAACAAAUACAAUUUUUACAGCUCUGUUUUUCAA
Molecule: messenger RNA, 3324 nt
Organism: Psammomys obesus (fat sand rat)
Lineage: Eukaryota; Metazoa; Chordata; Mammalia; Rodentia; Muridae
Gene: Supt20h
Product: SPT20 homolog, SAGA complex component
Exons: 27
Coding region: 433-3018 (861 amino acids)
Biological process (GO): regulation of transcription by RNA polymerase II
Cellular component (GO): SAGA complex
Molecular function (GO): transcription coregulator activity
Source: RefSeq, a predicted model, not a curated record